GCAUUAGUGCGCCGCACCGCAGUUCCUACAUACAGAGUGUGUGAGAGUGAAGCGGUUCGCCGGCUCAUGCCAAAGCUAAUACACAUGUAGAUUUUGUUUUGUAGCGUUAUACGUUCUCAUUUGUUGUUUUAUGCCUAUUUAGAAGCCGGGUUUAAAAGUAACAGUUAACUUUUUGAGUUUUGUUUGUUUUAUUAAACGUUACGCUAUUUUAAGGCCACGUUGGUGUCCCUUUAAGGCCUUAUGGACGGGUCAUUUUAAGACUAUUUUAGCAGAACGGACAAAGCGUUUAUCACCCGGUUUAUUUAUUUGGUUAGCUUUUAUUUCUUGAGGGAGAAUGAUGGCUGUUGAAGAGUCUGUCUGAGGAUAUCCUGCUCUCUGGUCCUCCGUCAUGACCCUGGAGAGUGUGGCGAUCACGGAGAGCUCCUCUGCCCGGGGAUUCUGCUCCUGCUGCGGGGCAAAAAUCAUGCCGUACUUCUCCGACAACGCGAUCGCUUCUCAAAACCAGAUCAACCAGCUUAUCAGCGAGAACUUCCUUACUGUCAAAGGUGCCGCCCUCUUCCUCCCGCGGGGAAAUGGCUCCUCCCCUUCUUCAGCACCCCGCAUCGCACAGCGUCGGAACAAACACACAGGUGACCUUCAGCAGCAUUUGCAGACCAUGUUCACCCUGCUACGUCCAGAGGACACCAUCCGCUUGGCCGUCCGGUUAGAAAGCGCUUACGCUCUGCGUACACGGUACAUGGUCAUCAUCUCCACAAAUGGUAGACAGGACACUGAAGAAAGUGUGGUUCUGGGAAUGGACUUUAGCAAUUCAGACAGCACAUGCACAGUUGGGCUGGUUCUACCCUUGUGGAGCGAUACGCUUAUACACUUGGAUGGAGACGGUGGCUUCAGUGUGUCCACCGUUAACAGAGUCCAUGUCUUCAAACCGGUCUCGGUGCAGGCAAUGUGGUCAGCCUUGCAGUCCUUGCAUAAGGUUUGCGAGGUGGCCCGAUGUCAUAACUACUACCCUGGGAGUCUAUUCCUGACCUGGGUCAGUUACUAUCAGAGCCGUGUGACCUCUGAUCAACACUGCAUCAAUGAGUGGAACGCCAUGCAAGACGUGCAGUCCCACCGCGCCGACUCGCCCGUGCUGUUCACUGACGUGCCAACUGAGAGAGAGCGCACAGAGAGACUGAUUAAGACACGUUUGAGAGAGAUCAUGAUGCAGAAGGACCUGGAGAACGUCACUUCAAAAGAGAUUCGGACGGAGCUGGAGAUGCAGAUGGUUUGCAACCUUCGGGAGUUCAAGGAGUUCAUCGAUAAUGAGAUGAUUGUCAUCCUAGGCCAAAUGGACAGCCCUACAGAGAUCUUUGACCACCUCUUCCUGGGUUCAGAGUGGAAUGCUUCAAAUCUUGAGGAGCUCCAGAACAGUGGAGUUCGCUACAUCCUGAAUGUGACGCGGGAGAUUGACAAUUUCUUCCCCGGGCUUUUCGAGUACCACAACAUCCGAGUGUAUGACGAGGAGGCAACAAACCUUUUGGAGUAUUGGAACGACACCUACAAGUUCAUUUCCAAAGCCAAGAAAGCUGGGGUGAAGUGUCUAGUGCACUGUAAGAUGGGAGUAAGUCGUUCUGCCUCCACCGUAAUCGCUUAUGCUAUGAAGGAGUACGGCUGGGACCUGGAAAGAGCCUUUGACCAUGUGAAAGAACGACGCUCUGUCACCAAACCAAACCCAUCCUUUAUGAAGCAGCUUGAGGAGUACCAGGGUAUCCUACUAGCCAGCAAACAGAGGCAUAACAAGCUGUGGCGUUCCCACUCAGACAGCGAUCUCUCAGAGAAUCACGAGCCGCUGUGCAAGACACCACGCUCCCUGGACCGCUCAGACCCUCACAACAACAACGGUCCUGCUUCCAUUCAGCAGAUGCUGGGCAUUGCUGUGCUUGAGUCUCUUACCAAUCCACAGCCUGGUACAGGCAACACUCAUACCAAAUUGGCAGAGUCGCCCUCGAAGGUGGCACAUGAAGACCCCAUCCUCCCACCUCGUCCCAGACAACGAUCGGCCACGGUGGUACCCGAGCAGAAUAUUGCAAAGAACUCUCAUUUGAACCUCGCGGUGAGCAAGCCUGUUGCUCGUCGCCAACCUCCUCCCUCUCUGCACGUCCUUUCACCAGAGGAAAGAGAGGGCGAAACAACAUCAGACCUCGGCUCCCAAUCAUCUCAUCAUGUGCCUGAGCCAAAAACAGACUGCGUUGAGUUGUCCCCGGACACGCCUGAUCAAAAUGACUCUUAUCAAGUGUCACAAAGUUUAGAACUAUGCCUGGAAAGCGCUGUCAGCAAAGAUGAAAGGAAUCUGCCUUCUCCAAGCACGCCCGAGGCUGACAGCCCCUCGGUACCCGGGCUGGCCUCCAGUGAUGAUAACAACAACCCCAACGCUGACAUAGUGGAUGCUGGCACAUCCUGCCUUAGCACAGAUAGCAUUGACUUCUUUAGUGCCAGAGAGAAAUUCCUCUGCCUGUCCCAGGAUAGUCAACCUCGCUCGUUUUCUGAAACAACCACUCAAUCCAGAUGCACCCCGCCCUUGGACGAUUCCAGUGAAGAAGCUCAUGAGUGCCACACCCACUCAGAGACCAAUAGUGAUGCAGUGCUCCACCUCCCUCACAAUGACAACAGCGUGUGUGUGCGUCAUAUAGUUACCGAACUGGAAUCCAUAUCGCACACCUGCAGUCCGCCACUGGCACGCAACUCACCCCAAACUGCUACACUGGAAGAGGAGGAUGAGAAAACGGCUUCGGUUUCUCAUUCUCCCACAGAAAAGCCCUCAGGAUCUGUGCGCCGGGCCACCGAGCAGUUGGAGCUUAUGCUGCGUCAGGGUCAAGAGGUUCCUUGCUCUCGGUCACCUCUUCCUUCCCCGUGUUCAGAGCUGCAGUCUUCCUCCAGUGACCCUGAGGGGCCUGCAGCUCUGACCUCUACUGAGCCCCAAAAGACUACAGAUGACACCAAAGUGCUUGAUGAUGAGGACUCUGGUAUAAUCCCUGAUCCUUCCUUCUCGGUGUAUCUUGAAGGGAGCGUUUCAGUGGAGGCUGACCAGAUCACAUUGAACCCUACUCUUGAGCCCAGCUCUGGUUCUUCCUCUCUGUUGUGGUUAGAAGGUGUAACAGAGUUGGAGACGGACGUUGAUGACCCACUGAGGCCUCAUGUCCGACUGGCACGUAGCAGUGAGGACUUGCAGAAGAUCCAGGAGACUCUUCGAGAGCUCCAGGCGUUUUUAUACGAGGCUGGAGGAUUGGGGUUGUGCACUGGACAAGUUGAGGAGAACCAGUCUCUUGAGGACAAGCAGGAUUUGAUAGAUGGGGAGCAGUACUUAGAAGCCAAAGCACCGGCGAUGUGGCAAAGAGCCAUGGAAAUCGAAGCCCGCAUUAGACAAGCUGGUCUCACCCCUCCUUCGCUCAUGAAACGCUCUGCCUCACUCGCUAAACUGGACCGACUAGAGCUGUCUACUAAUGACUUAAGCGAGUGGGACUUCCACCCGGCUACCACAGGGUUUCAUCAACCCACAUCGUCGUCUUUAUCCACUUUUGACUCCUUACCACUGACCCACAGCCAUGACGACGCCCAUAAAAAGCAGCGUGUUCUACCUCAGAGCCCUUCCACCCCUGAUUCCGCCGUCCAGUUGAUGGAGGCGGGCAGGACUGAAGGCUCCGCCCACCCCUCUCAGCAAACUCAAGUGGGCGGAGCCAGUCCCCCUGAACACACCCCCGUCCAGCCGACCGUUUCGGUGUCCACGCGACAACAGCAACAUGUGAAGUCUCACCCCGUUCGACGUUUCCGCAAAGCGUUGGACAAGAAAAAGACAGUCACUGUUUUGUACAACACCAUGUGACCAUGAACGCUGAGUUUUGUCAGCGUGAAGGACUAUCUCAGACUGCAAUUAAUUCAAGUUUCAUUCAGUGAAGUCUAAGCUAAAUUUGUAUGCUAAAAAUGUAUGCUACUGUAGGUGUGAAUGAGGGCAUGUGUGAACGAGCGAGUGUCAGUUUUGUGUUCAGAAUCUUUCAGGUAGCAACUCAGACAAGGGGGGUUGUUUCUUAACAUGCACUUUACUCUCUUGUUUUUCUUUUUUAUUGUUUUUUUUUAGAUAGCAUUUUUAUUUGGAUAUUUUUGCACUGGCUUGAACGGUAGAGUUGACUGUAUGUCCGACAGCAUGUGGAGUCAUGAUUCUGUUUGAAAUCAAGGUAAACUUGAUAAACUUUUUUUAUCCUGUGCUUUAGCUGUGACUAUUAUAAAAUAAAACUGCACUAUUUUAA
Messenger RNA from Labeo rohita (rohu), 4280 nucleotides. It is a transcript of the gene ssh2a, whose product is annotated as slingshot protein phosphatase 2a. Bases 389 to 3859 code for a protein of 1156 amino acids. Lineage: Eukaryota; Metazoa; Chordata; Actinopteri; Cypriniformes; Cyprinidae. The record is from RefSeq and is a predicted model, not a curated record. Gene Ontology annotation, biological process: protein dephosphorylation; actin cytoskeleton organization; negative regulation of actin filament polymerization. Gene Ontology annotation, molecular function: protein tyrosine/serine/threonine phosphatase activity; actin binding. The transcript is spliced from 14 exons. Gene Ontology annotation, cellular component: cytoplasm.